Diplodia corticola is the source of this 1578-nucleotide messenger RNA. RefSeq names its product high affinity methionine permease. The record is from RefSeq and is a predicted model, not a curated record. The coding region runs from base 1 to 1578 and encodes 525 amino acids. Gene Ontology annotation, cellular component: membrane. The transcript is spliced from 5 exons. Gene Ontology annotation, biological process: amino acid transmembrane transport. NCBI's taxonomy places the organism in Eukaryota, Fungi, Ascomycota, Dothideomycetes, Botryosphaeriales, Botryosphaeriaceae. Gene Ontology annotation, molecular function: L-amino acid transmembrane transporter activity.
AUGUUUACCUUCAAGGGCAAAGGAGACGACUCUCCCGUCGAGGAGUCCGCUCCUACUUACCCUGAGUCUGACAAGGGCAGCGAGCAUGGCGGAGAGAUCUAUCAGACCAGUGAUUCCAGAAGGACCAUUGGUCUUACCAGCGCUAUUUUCCUCAUCUUUAACCGCAUGAUCGGCACUGGUAUCUUCUCCACUCCUUCCAGCAUCGUGGCUCUGAGUGGAAGUGUGGGUCUUGCGCUGUUCAUUUGGGUCGCUGGUAUGCUUAUUGCUGCUGCGGGUAUGGCCGUGUACCUUGAGUUCGGAACUGGCCUUCCUCGCAACGGUGGUGAGAAGAACUACCUCGAAUAUGUGUACACGAAGCCGAAGUUCCUUGUCACUGGUUUCUACACCGGUUAUGUCAUCCUUCUUGGUUGGGCGGGCUCCAAUUCCGUCGCCUUCGGCGAAUACAUCCUGAACGCUGCCAACGUCGAGGUCAACCGCUGGAACCAGCGUGGUAUCGGUCUUGCCUGCAUCACCACCGCCUUCUUGAUCCACGGCCUGGCCCUGAAGUGGGGCCUGCGCCUGCAGAACCUGCUGGGCGUUAUCAAGCUCAUCAUCAUCCUGAUCAUCAUCGUUUCCGGCUUCGCGGCUCUCGGUGGCCACCUCAAGAUCGACAAGCCCGAUAACUUCUCGAACGCUUUUGAGGGCACGACCGGCUCCUCGUACGGUGUCGUGACGGCACUCUACAACGUUAUCUGGUCGUACAUCGGCUACAGCAAUGCCAACUACGCCAUGUCCGAGAUGAAGAACCCCGUCCGCACCCUCAAGCGCGCCGCGCCCAUCGCCAUCAUCACCGUUGGCAUCAUGUACAUGCUUGUCAACAUCGCCUACUUCGCCGCCGUUCCCCGCGAGGAGAUUGCCACCAGCGGCCGCAUCCUUGCCGCCUCUUUCUUCCGCAACGUCUUCGGUCCUAGGGCUGAGCGCGCGCUCUCCGUUUUUGUCGCGCUGUCCGCCUUCGGCAAUGUCAUGUCCGUCAUCUUCUCCCAGGGUCGUAUCGUCCAGGAGCUCGGUCGCGAGGGCAUCCUCCCUUUCUCGGGCUUUUUCGCGAGCAACAAGCCUUUCAACGCGCCGCUGGCUGGCCUGUUCGAGCACUGGCUUGUCUCGGUCAUCAUCAUGCUUGCCCCUCCCCCCGGAGAUGCCUACAACUUCAUCCUUAACGUCAUCUCCUACCCGCUGGCCAUCGUCAACGUCUUCGUCUCUGGUGGCCUCGUGCACCUCUAUCUCAACCGCGCGAAGUACCACUGGAACCCGCCGAUCAAAGCCACUCUUCCCGUCACCAUCUUCUUCCUGCUCUCCAACAUCUACCUCGUUGUUGCGCCGUACAUCCCGCCGGAGACGGCCGACCAGAACGUGUACAACGACCUGCCGUACUGGCUGCACUGUGUUGUCGGCACCGCCAUCGUCCUCGCCGGCGGCGUGUACUGGCUCGUCUGGGCCCAGCUGCUGCCCAAGCUGGGCGGCUACAAGCUACACAAGGAGGUCUUCGUCGACGACGACGGCUGGUCGCGGAGCGUCUUCGUCAAGGUCCGGGACGGGGAAUGA